CAAAAGUCUACUUAUCCCCCCACUCAUACCACUAAAAAACUCACACUUGCUGGCUUCUUCUUCCAUGGCUUUAUCUUUUGUUUCUUCAACUAGAUUCUCCAAGAUGCAAUAUGGCAUAUGGCACAGUGGAUCCUUCACGCAACGAGUCAGUGUGAGAUGCUGUGAAAUCGCAAACGAGGCUCCACGACCAAAAUCGAAGCUCCAAGUAGGAUCACCGAUCAUCAUCGUCGAAGCUCCCAAAGUUAUAAAAACGGCCGCUUCAAUGCCUUGCCUUAGGGCCAACUCUGGCUUGGUCAAGCCUGGCGAUGUUGGAAGAAUCGUGUCGAGAAAACCAAAGGACUUGUGGGCAGUUAGACUCUCCAUUGGAACAUAUCUUUUAGAUGGUAAAUAUUUCAAAGCUUUAGAGCUUGACGAAGGAGAUAGUGAUUGA
This is a messenger RNA of Arabidopsis thaliana (thale cress), 430 nucleotides long. RefSeq names its product DUF3148 family protein (gene CRR42). Bases 65 to 430 code for a protein of 121 amino acids. The record is from RefSeq and is marked reviewed. Gene Ontology annotation, biological process: NADH dehydrogenase complex (plastoquinone) assembly. The transcript is spliced from 2 exons. Lineage: Eukaryota; Viridiplantae; Streptophyta; Magnoliopsida; Brassicales; Brassicaceae. Gene Ontology annotation, cellular component: chloroplast stroma; chloroplast.